AUGGCAAUCUAUUUUGUUUCCCUUAUUUCAAGGGAAAACCAACCGUUGUACAUACAGCCUUUUUCCCCAUACGAGUAUAAUUGGAACACACACGAGUCUGAAAAAGGCGUGGCUCAGUCCAAAUCUGCCGAAGAGAAUGCAGAAAAUAGGUCUGAAUCUACAAAGUCAGACAAAGAUGGUGCUGAUUUGGAAACAAAGAAGGCCGAAUUAGACGCCGGUACGGAUACAACAGCAAAGCAGGAAACUACAGAAAAAUCAACAUCAAAGUUAAAUAAUUCGAAAAAUCCAGAGAAUCCAGAUGAUUCAAUUGAAACAAAAUCCUUUAUAGACGAGCGAACUAAAGAAAAUGAGCUUCUCAAGUAUAACUUCCUUUCCCAUAUGGCACUUGACGUGUUUGAUUCGCCAUUUAUGCCAGCAGCAGAAACCGAACCGAAGGCCGGCCGCACUUACAAUUUAUUAUUUGUGCAUGAUGGUGUGUUUGUGUUUGGCCAGGAGACAAAUACAGGCAUGAAAAUAGUUCUAGGUUGCUCGCGUGAGGAGCACACAACCGACCAAUCAGAGAGAAACCUCAACGGGGUGUUUAAAAAGGUCAAUAGAGCAUACUUGAGACUUGUGUGCAAUCCAUUCAUCACAUCAGAAAAAAUCGACACUGAAAUUGAAAAUGUGCAAUUCGACAGAUCCAUAUCCGACAUUGUGGCCAGAUGGAAUGGCCAGAGCUGA
This is a messenger RNA of Brettanomyces bruxellensis, 720 nucleotides long. RefSeq lists its product as uncharacterized. NCBI's taxonomy places the organism in Eukaryota, Fungi, Ascomycota, Pichiomycetes, Pichiales, Pichiaceae. The coding region runs from base 1 to 720 and encodes 239 amino acids. Gene Ontology annotation, biological process: endoplasmic reticulum to Golgi vesicle-mediated transport. The record is from RefSeq and is a predicted model, not a curated record. The transcript has a single exon. Gene Ontology annotation, cellular component: cytoplasm; nucleus; TRAPP complex.